This is a messenger RNA of Lampris incognitus (smalleye Pacific opah), 6651 nucleotides long. RefSeq names its product biorientation of chromosomes in cell division 1-like 1 (gene bod1l1). Bases 105 to 5201 code for a protein of 1698 amino acids. The record is from RefSeq and is a predicted model, not a curated record. Lineage: Eukaryota; Metazoa; Chordata; Actinopteri; Lampriformes; Lampridae. The transcript has 30 exons.
AAUGUGGCAUAGUGCUAGCAGAGAGGGAAGUUGAAUGAUCCACUAAUGAGUUAUUAGUGUCAUUGCUCGUUAUCUCUUAAAACGACGUUUGACAACAGUUACCGAUGGCUGGUUUACCGCCAGGAGACCCGCAGUUGGUCUCUAUGAUCGUCAGCCAUUUAAAAACGCAGGGUCUGUUCGACCAGUUCAGGAGGGAAUGCCUAGCAGACGUGGACACAAAGCCGGCUUACUUGAACCUGAAACAAAGAGUGGAUAACUUUGUUUCUAAUCACCUUUCAAAUCACACAUGGAGUCCUCAUUUGAACAAGAAUCAACUGAGAAACAACAUCAGACAGCUGGUGCUACAGUCUGGAAUGCUGGAGCAGGGAGUCGACAGGAUUGUAGCUCAGGUGGUGGAUCCCAAAAUCAACCACAUCUUCAGGCCACAGGUGGAGAGGGUGGUCCGUGAAUUCCUCUCACCUGGCAGUUGUGGUGAGGAACCUCCUUUCCCACUGGCUUCAGCAGAGAUGACACAAGACUGCAGUACUUUUGAGCAAGCCUCAUUAUCUACCCCAGCCACCAGCACAGCCAGUGAUGCCAUGUCCAUCCUGGAUACCAUAAGCUCCCUCAACCAGGAGGCCAGCUCCAGGGCCAGCUCUGGUGCAGAGAAGGGCCGGAAGGCCCAAGCAUCAGAGGAGCCCAUGCAGAUAGUGGAGGAGGGUGAACAGGAUAUGAGUCUACUUGAUGAGGAAAGCAGCAACCAAGAGGGGAGGACACUGCAAGAGAUGGAGGAAGCAAAACUGAUGUUUGAGGUCCAAGCCAUAGGGCUGAAGGCAGAGGACACUCAGGAACCAAUGGACUUAACAAACGAGGGGACGACCGAGGAGGUGAAGAUGGAAGAAGAGGAGCUCGGUUCUCAAGAGCAGGUGGAAGAGAGCAAAGACAAGCAAGGUAGCAAAGCAUCAGGAAAACCAAUGGAGGAGAAGCAGGAUGAUGAACAACUGAAAUCUCCCAAUCAGAUCAGACAGAGGGCCAGAGAAAGGCUAAAGGAGGAGUACUCUUUAGAGGACUCUGACUUGGAAGGCCUGAGUGACAUCACAGUGAGCUCUGUCCACACCAGCGAUCUGUCAUCAUUUGAGGAAGAAACUGACGAUGAGCAGCCACCCUCUGAUUCUUCAGAUGACUGCGAGUUUUCAACAGAUGGAGAGAGAGCAGAGAAGAAGCAAGCCAGUGGAGACACAGGAGAGGAGGAAAAGGAGUGCAAGCCUCGCCGCAAGGCAUACGUCCACAAGCCCUUCCUCUACUCCCGUUACUAUAGUGAUUCAGAUGAUGAGGUUACCGUAGAAGAGCGUCGCAGAUCUGCAGCAAAAGACAAAGAGGAGAGACUGCUGAAGAGACAGCAGAACAGAGAGCGUAUGGAAGAGAAACGCAGACAGAAGGCGACACAAGCUGAAGCACAAGAUCUGAAUAAACAAAGGGGCGACUCUCCAGGGCUGGACAGCCCACAGGCCAAGGAGGCUCGCAAAGAAAGGAAAGUUCUUGAGAAAAAAAUGGCUCUCAACAGGAAGAGGAAACUAGACUCAAGGAAAGAAGCAGAUGUUCUAAGCAAAAAGAAAGGCGAUCCAGGAGGAGAGGGCUCCAAGAAGGCAGAAAUGAAAUCAGCAAUCUCAAAGACCCAGCUACCAAAGCUGAUCAGGAAAGUAUCAGAAACAUCAUUAUCCAGUGAGAGACACCGAAGGCAGAGCGGCAGUGUCUCUGAGGAUUCCAGCGACCUGAAGAAACUGACUGACAAAAUCCGAACUCACUCCUUCAUCUUGGAGUUGGAACAGGGCUCCCAGGAAUCCCUGAGACAGCGUUCACUUGGAAAAUUUGACCGCCCACCACGCAAGGAAUUGCAUUCUAAGGAGCGCAAAGAGAAAGAACGCAGCCUGUCAGAUGAACGCGCCAAACUUAAACAAAGGCCGGAGAAAAAAGGUGAAUCCCAAGUGGAGGACUCUCAGCAGAAGGAAGGCAACAGUGUAAAAGCCACCUUUCUUGAGGAGCGAGGUGAGAAGAAAGCCAAGGUCAAAGGGGAUAAGAAGAUGCCAGGAACCCCAAGAGAAGGAAGGUUGUCUAUGUCAGAUGGCAUGAAUAAUGAGGGUGGUCAGAAAGACACCACAGCCAAAAAGGGAAAGGCUCCAUUUGUGGAUGCUGCCAAAGCAGAGAAGGAUAAGGAGAAAGAAAAAGACAAAAUGCGAGAAAAGGAUAGAGUCAAAGACAAAGAAAAGGAAAAGAGCAAAGGAGAGAAGACUUCAGCUAAAAGUGAACCCAAGCUCCCGCUACGUUCAGACUUUACUGGCUCCCUUGAGGACAGGUCAGAUGUGGAGCCUGGACCAGAUGGUGGCAAGAAAAAGGAUAAACACCCCAAGGAAGUCUUGAAAAGAUUAAAGAGCCACUCCGAAGACAGGCAAGGGGAUAAGCCCAAAAUGAAGUCUGAUAGCAAAGACAAUGAGAGGGAGAAAACCAAAGCUGACCAAGAAGGUCAGAAACCAGGCAAAUCUGGCUCUGAAAUGGACAAAGAUCUGAGAAGGUCCAAAUCCACAGAGAAAGGAAGACCCCUGGACAAACCCAAACCAAAAUCCCGGGAGGAAGCGAAGACUCCGUCCUCAUCAAAGACGGAUAAGAAAGCUCAGAGUUCGGAAAUCAAAAUCAAAGAUGUGUCAAUUAGCAAACAUGAGGCAGCAAAGGAGAAGAAAAAAGAGGGGAACAUGAAGGAGCUCAAAAAGGCCUCAGAGGAGAAAGAAAAAUCACAAGAUUCCUCACAAGAGAAAUCCGAGAUGAAAAAUGCAAGAAAGAAGCUGGAGAAGAGAGAUAAAACCUCUGAGAAAAAAGAUGAGAGCCAUGAAGACAGGAAAGUGUCCAGAGGAGACGACAAAUCUGACAAGUCUGAAAAGUCUUCAAGGUCUUCUUUUUCCCCCUCUCUUGAGGCAGAAGAGCCCCACAAGAAGCCAGUUUUUCCUCAAGACGUGAGCACUGACUCUGAUCCCAUCACUGCCACGAUUACCACGUCCUUCUCCGACGAUACCUACGACGCAUUAAGUGACAUCACUCCUGAACCGGAGGACGGUGAGACCGAGUUGCGACUCAGUGAGCUGGAGUCACGCCCCUUACCCAGCGAGGCGGAUGCUCUUCUGACUCUUAUGGACAUCUGCACUUCGGCAGAUGCAAGACUGCCCCAGGAUGGCGGUCCAGAGAUUGUGAACCCUGAGAUGACUCUUCAGGAUGCUGACAUGAAGAUGAAAGAAGCAGCGCUGACUCUGCUCUCUAUGGACCCGGACAGUACACUAUCCCCUAGUUUAAUCACACCAGAUGCCAGGGAGGAUCCAGAGGUGAACCUGCCUGCCCAGCAAGCAGUAGAUGCCACCACAGCUGUGGAGGCAGAGCAGUGUGCUUCUGAGAAUGUGAAUUCAGAGGUUGAAAUCAAGCCACUGACUGCUGACUUGCCACCAGUUGAGUAUCAGCAGAUUGACCAGCAUGUUGAUGAAAAACCAAACCCAGCAGAUGCAUCGGACAAAAAUGAGAAAGAACAAAAUGAUUCAGAGGUGCUAACAUCAGCUCUUCAGGAUGAUUCAACUAUCUCAAAUGUACCUCACAUCCCUUUUGAUGGGGAAAAUACCAUUGAUGCUGAAAUAACUAUUGAACCAAAGCCUGUUACCAAAUUGACACCACUCAAUGAAAGAGAAGCUACAGAUGAUGCAUUUGAAACCAAGGAAGCCAAAGAAAUCAUUGAAAGCACAGAAGUCAUUGUUUAUAACAUACAAUCUGAGCAACAGACAAAAAUUGAUGAAGUCAAGUCAGAUGUUGGCGUGAUGGAGACAAGUACCCAGGUUGUUGAGACGGAAGAGGACAACCAGGUUAAGAUGGACAUUGAUAACUUAAAUGAGGUUCACAAUCAAACACAGGACAAAGGAAAUGUUUCACAAGAAGGGUGUGAUCCACAAAACAUUGAAUCUGAUGAUCCUGACAUGCCUGAGGAGGUCAGAGAAACUAAACUCGUACGUCAGUCUACACUAGUCAAACAAACAAGUAGUGCCUCUGAUUCAGACAGACAUGAUGAUGAAAAGGUAUCUGACCUGUCGGAAAAGGAGGAGAAAACAGAGGGAAGAGCAACCCGCAAACGAAAGCAUUCCAGUCAGAAAGCUGCAACGACCAAUGACUCUGGUGAGGAGAAGGAUGACAAGGAGAGCCAAGAGCAGCCAUCUGCUGAGGAGACAGAUUGGGAGAACAUUCAGGAAGCCAAAACGCCACGCAGGGGACGAUCAUCAUCCAAAACCACUGAGGUGGAAGAGGACCAACCUAAAGGGCCUGAGAAGUCAGAGGAGACUCCUACCCGCCGGGGUAGAUGCACAGGAGCCCAGGUCAAAGAUACUGCGGCUGGUAAAAAGAAAGAUGAAAAGGAUGAAGCGAAAGAAGAGAAACCCUCAUUAGGGCAACAAGAAACAGAAAAAGAGGAGAAUGGUCAGAGGAAAGACGGUUGGCAACGAAGCCAGGCCAGGUCACCGUCUCCACAACCAGAGGGAAUCACAGAUGCAGCAAGCUCCAAGUCCAAAGAGAGCACUAAUUCAAGUGAACCCUCUCUGAAGCGGAAGCAGUCAGAUGAGGUGGAGGAAUCAGUUGAGGAGACUCAGGCCAAGGAGGUGGUGGAAGACAAGGAAAACACUCAGCAAGAACAAGAAGAGAGGCAACCCAGUGAAGACCAUGCCAACCUGUCAGAAGACCCAGAGGGAAAAGAGGACUGCUCCAGUGAGAACAAAACUGAUAACGAUGAGGAGGACCAGGGAAUGGCUCCAAAGAAACCAAGCCGUAGAGGCAGACCCUCAAAGGGAGCAGCAGCUUCAACCACUGAGGAUUCAGAAGAGAAGAAAGACAAUAGGUCAGAUGAGAAAGAGAGCGAGCAGAACAAUGAGGAGGAGGAUGAUGAGAAGGAAGAAGAGGACACCAAGACCAGAACGACGACGCGGUCAGCGUCUCGUCUGGAGGCGGAGAGAAAUAAGCCAAGUAAACCUUCCACCCGGGCAAGCAGACAGAACGGGAAAGAGGAGGCCACGGUUGGCACACGCGGAACGAGGGGCCAGGCAGGAGCAACGAAGGGAGGUCGUAAACGGGAGGCCAGCCCUCCUGCAGUGCGCACUCGGGGGGCACAGAAAUCAGAGGAGCCCCCUUCCAAGAGAGCCAAACGCUGAAAAACCUGAUCGCAGCAGACUAAUUUCUGCAGUUACUUUCCCCAGCAGUGGACUGCUUUUCCCACUCAGUUACCCAAGAUCAUCCCCACCACCACCUGUGUUAUAUUGCUGUUGUGAAAGUCUUCUUUUAAUGUCAAAGUCAUACUGGUGAUCAAAAUGGAAACCCAUUUCUACUUGAAGGUGAACCCCUUCGUUUAUUUUUGUAUGAAUUAGCAAGUCUCACCCUUCAAUCUGCAAGUUAGCUCAUAGAACUAGAGCGAGUUGGUGUUCACUAACUGGUUAUUUUAGAAAGCCCUGUAUGGUAUUAUACACUUUACCUGAGUGCUUGGGCCUGCACCUGACAGUUUGUGUAGCAACCCCUCUGAAUACCCUAUACUACACAACGCCCAUAUGGUUUUGAUCAGGCUGCUUUCAUCCUUUCAUUUAUUCAGUAAUAACUACUGAACUAGGGUAUUUGGGGCCAAUCAAAGGCCUUAUGUGUAGUUAAACUGCAUUUAAGGAGAGGUUGAGUUGAGAUUAACUGUUGCUCAGAAGCUGACUUGCUUCGAUCAAGACCGUUUUACCUUCGCAAGUAGAUCUGUUAUUCAUUGAAAUGUUUUUUUCUACAUCUAACUUGUAAAUCCGCGCACAUGUAUAUAUAGACAUUAGUGUGAAUCACAUGGCUGUCAUUGUGAACGUAAUUAUUCAUUCUGUGAAUGUAAUGGAGGCAUUAUCCUCCCUCUAUUUUAAAGUUUUGAUUUUUAUACUCAAUUAGCCAUAAAGUGAUUUUUUUUAAUGUUUUUGCUUUUGUAACGUCAUUGCAGUAUGGAAAAUCAGUAUUGCUCAUGGGGAAAAGAAAACCAGACAUGUAUGUAAGCGUAAAUACAUCCACAUGCUUUUAUUCUGUAUAAACCACGCCUGUUCCUGAAGUACUGCUCCUCAUUGUUUUAAGUAGCACGUUACAGCCAAAGUAGUUCUUGGUACCGUGUUAGAGCUAAAUGUUGUUUGCUUAAUGGUGCUGAACGACUUACCCUAAUGCUCUUAUCUGUUAACAUAAAAAAAUGUACAUCUGUACAUCCAUUUUAUACUUCAUUGCUUGUAUUAGUUUUUGCUUCUUAAAAUAGUCAAUAUAGUAAUUUCUAUUUUUGUAACAAGAUGACCAGGCUGUGGUGACAGUAUGGAAAGCAAAUGAAAGCUUUGAAAAUGAGUAUUGUUGAUGGUUCUGAGUUUUGUGUGUGUGUGUGUUUUUUUGUUUUUUUUAAUAUUUCUCACUUUAUAUGACUGGUGAUGAGUAUAAUCAGUAACUCAGAGUUUACAAGUGUAUAUCCAGCAUGUACUAGAAACAAAUGACAAUUUCUUAUAUCUUUAACAUGACCAUUAAGCCAAAUGUUCCACAGGAACACCCAAAAUACUGUGAUUCUGUUUGGCAAGCGUGAAAACACUGAGGGAGUGUAUUAUUCACAAAAUGAAA